UGCAGCUCUUCCUAUGCACCAAGCUACACUACCUGGAUCUGAGUGAUAACCAUCUGACCUUCAUUCCAGAUGAGAUCCAGUACCUGACCAAUCUGCAGUACUUCGCCGUGACCAACAACAACAAACAUGAUUCCAGUGACAGAGUUCCGGCAGUUCACCGAGCAGCAGCCCGCCUUCCGGGUGCUGAAGCCGUGGUGGGAUGUGUUCACAGAUUACCUCUCAGUGGCCAUGCUGAUGAUUGGGGUGUUUGGAUGUACUUUACAGGCUUUUCCAACCCAUUACUCUCUUUGCCUGGGAAAUUUUUGCAUCACCCUGGAUAUAGAGGAACAUAAAGUCAUGCAAGACAAGAUCAUCUGCCUUCCGAAGAGAGUGCAGCCUACUCAGAACCACUCCUCUGUUUCCAAUGUCUCUCAGGCGGUCAUCAGUACCACCCCGCUGCCUCCACCUAAGCCCUCUCCAACCAACCCCACCACCGUGGAGAUGAAAGGGCUGAAGACGGAUCUGGACCUUCAGCAGUACAGCUUCAUCAACCAGAUAUGCUAUGAGCGAGCCCUCCACUGGUAUGCCAAGUACUUCCCGUACCUCGUGCUCAUCCACACCCUGGUCUUCAUGGUCUGCAGCAACUUUUGGUUCAAAUUCCCAGGUUCCAGUUCCAAGAUAGAGCAUUUCAUCUCCAUCCUGGGGAAGUGCUUUGACUCCCCAUGGACCACGCGCGCACUCUCUGAAGUGUCUGGGGAGGACUCAGAAGAGAAAGACAACAGGAAGAGCAACAUGAACAGGACCAAUGCCAUCCAGUCUGGUCCUGAAGGCAGCCUGAUCAACUCCCAGUCUCUCAAGUCGAUUCCUGAGAAGUUUGUGGUUGACAAAUCUACCGCAGGGGCUCUGGACAAAAAGGAAGGUGAGCAGGCAAAGGCCUUGUUUGAGAAGGUGAAGAAGUUCCGGCUACACGUGGAAGAAGGUGAUAUUCUGUACGCCAUGUACGUCCGCCAGACCGUGCUCAAGGUUAUCAAGUUCCUAAUCAUCAUUGCAUACAACAGCGCUCUGGUUUCCGAGGUCCAGUUUACAGUGGACUGUGACAUAGACAUCCAGGACAUGACGGGCUAUAAAAACUUCUCUUGCAAUCACACCAUGGCCCAUCUGUUCUCUAAACUCUCCUUCUGUUACCUGUGCUUCGUAAGCAUCUAUGGCUUGACGUGCCUUUACACCUUAUACUGGCUGUUCUACCGUUCUCUGAGGGAAUAUUCUUUCGAGUAUGUCCGGCAGGAAACUGGAAUUGAUGACAUCCCAGAUGUGAAAAACGACUUUGCUUUUAUGCUCCAUAUGAUAGAUCAAUAUGACCCUCUGUACUCCAAGAGGUUUGCGGUGUUCCUGUCUGAAGUCAGUGAGAACAAAUUAAAGCAGCUCAAUUUAAAUAACGAGUGGACCCCUGACAAACUGAGGCAGAAGCUGCAGAUGAACGCCCAUAACCGCCUGGAGCUGCCUCUGAUCAUGCUGUCAGGCCUUCCGGACACCGUGUUUGAAAUCACGGAGUUACAGUCUCUGAAACUAGAGAUCAUUAAGAAUGUCAUGAUUCCCGCCACCAUUGCCCAGCUGGACAACCUUCAGGAACUCUCUCUGCACCAGUGUUCUGUCAAAAUCCACAGUGCAGCACUCUCUUUCCUGAAGGAAAACCUCAAGGUCUUGAGCGUCAAGUUUGAUGACAUUCGGGAGCUGCCCCCCUGGAUGUACAACCUCCGCAAUCUGGAAGAGCUCUAUCUGGUCGGCUCUCUGAGUCAUGACAUCUCCAAAAAUGUCACCCUGGAGUCCCUGCGGGAUCUCAAAAGCCUUAAAAUCCUCUCCAUCAAAAGCAACAUCUCCAAAAUCCCUCAGGCUGUGGUGGACGUGUCCAGCCACCUCCAGAAGAUGUGCAUCCAUAACGACGGCACCAAGCUGGUGAUGCUGAACAACCUGAAGAAGAUGACCAAUCUGACAGAGCUGGAACUGGUACGAUGCGAUCUGGAGCGCAUUCCCCAUGCUGUGUUCAGCCUGCUCAGCCUCCAGGAACUGGACCUGAAGGAAAACAACCUGAAAUCGAUAGAAGAGAUCAUGAGCUUCCAGCACUUGAGAAAACUAACCGUGCUCAAACUGUGGUAUAACAGCAUCACCUACAUCCCAGAGCACAUCAAGAAACUGACUAGCCUGGAACGACUGUUUUUCAGCCACAAUAAGGUAGAGGUGUUGCCUUCCCACCUCUUCCUAUGCAACAAAAUCCGAUACCUGGACUUGUCCUAUAAUGACAUUCGCUUCAUCCCACCCGAAAUAGGAGUUCUGCAAAGUUUACACUACUUUUCCAUCACUUGUAACAAGGUUGAAAGCCUUCCAGAUGAACUCUACUUUUGCAAGAAACUUAAAACUUUGAAGAUUGGUAAAAACAGCCUCUCUGUGCUUUCACCAAAAAUUGGAAAUUUACUAUUUCUUUCCUACUUAGACAUCAAAGGUAAUCACUUUGAAGUCCUCCCCCCUGAGCUGGGAGAUUGUCGGGCUCUGAAGCGAGCUGGAUUGGUCGUGGAAGAUGCUCUGUUUGAGACUCUGCCCUCAGAUGUCCGGGAGCAAAUGAAAGCAGAGUAGCUUAUUUUUACAUCAAAACAUGAUUGAAACACGCUUCUACCAAAUACAAUAUAAAGAAUUAGGUAGUCUUAAUGCCUUUCCAAUAUUAUGUUUGGUUUUUUUGGGGGGGUUGUUUGUUUUUGUUUUCACACAAGACAAAAUGUACACAAAGAUUGAGUUAAGGAGUAUGUAUUUUUUAAUAAAAAUUUAAUUGUAUUUUUCAAUAUUAAUAUUUUAAAAUUUUAUUUGUCCUGGAAGCUAUUACAUCUGUUGUUAUUUCCUACCAACAGGAAUGGGUAGUUCCAUCUGGCUUUGGGCUUUGUUUUGUUUACUUCAGUUCAGUUCAUUCUAUAAGGAAAGCAACUGUAAAUUCUGUGCGUUUUGGCAUAUUUGAAAUGGGUGGAGAUAACUUUGCCAACACCACUUUUACCUUGUUUCUAUUUGUCCGAGCCCUUGUUUGUGUUUUCAUCAUGUGUACCAAGGAGUCUGUGCCAGUAAUUUUACUAUCAGCUGUCUUCUUCAUUGGCCAAUUUUCUCACUCUGUAGAAACUCUGCAGUGUAAGUUCACACAAGUGCAUUGUCACAGAGUAUUAUCUUGAAAAUCCUCCCUCUGCCAACACUGUUAAUUGUAUAAUUCCCUGAACAACAGUUUCAGGCAGCCUUGGAUGGGUUUUUUAAGUGGGUGAAGAAAGCAACGCCUAGCAGUUGUCAUCCUUGUGUUUUCUGAUCAUUUGCUGUUUACCUAAUUUGUAUUUUUACCAACAGUCUAAAAUUUGUUAUUAAAAGUCAAGUACAACUGCUCCCCAUCCACCUCAGUGUUGUCACUUGGUGAACAACCUUAGGGAAAUUAGAUUCAUUUUAAUAUUCUAACAGAUAAUUAAAUUUUAAAUCAUAGAAUUAGAAGCCUGUUUUGAGUAAUUUAAUCAUUUUUGAUGUCUUGAUGUGUGGGCACAUCAGAUGGUAAACAAACUUGCUACUAAGGCACUCUGUUAAAAAGCUGAUCUAUUCCACGCAGGCCUUCUCCCUCCUUGGGCCCUGUGUAAUGAUGACUAAUACACUUUCUGCCUGCUGAACAGAAUAGCCCAGUAUACACAUAUGUAUAGUCAUCAACUUUCCGCAAGCCUGCCCUCGAUGCGGAUGCUAGUGAUGCAAGCAUGGGAACACCUCAGCUGUCUGCUUAAAAUUAAGUCAGUCCUGACAGUUCCCAGAUGGGUGACUGACCUGCAAGUGUUGUCACUUAGCGAUAAUCCCUGCCUGGUUGCUGCCAGAGCCUUUCCUUAACCUUUGUCUUCCUAAAAUCCAGCCUUGUGUGGAGACUCGAACUACACAGUUCACUGACUGUAAGGAAAAGCCUUAAUUCAACAGAGAGUAGGAAGGUGAUCUGGGGUUUGACAUCCUGUUUGAACAAUGUUUCCUUGGUCCCCAUGACCUCACCCAGCCCUGUUUUUUGUGACAUGCAGACAUGUAGCAGGCAACUCUGGGAGGCACUGGGCAGACACAUAGACCUCAUUUGACUUUAGAUAGCUGUAAGGGUGUAGCUCAGUGAUGAAACACUUACCUCACAGUAAAGCCCCAGAGCCUGAGUUUAGUCACAUGACACUAGGAAACAGAGGUGGAGGGAGGAGCGAAAUACUCUUCAUUUUGAGUGGAUGAAGAAUGAGUCACAGAUCCAUGUGAUAGGCCAGCCAUGUUGAGCAAAUGCUUCUUUCCAUUUAAGGUUUCAGUCAUGAUUUCUUUAAACCUGGAAUUGAAAUAAUAAUAUUCUGAAAUGCUGUUAUGGCUAUACUUCUUAUGAAGAAAUACUCAAUUUUAGCAUGUGGAGAUCCUGAGUAUGAGUGCUGUGUCGUGUUCAGAGACAGCUCUGUCUUAAAGAAGGGACGUUAGGGGCAGACUGCUAUUGAUCAGGAGUAACCUGCCUGGCAAAGUAAACCAAGUCAGUGGUUUGAUUGUCUUGAUUGUUAAAAUUUAUGGUUGUUUCCAGAAUUACCCUUCAAAGGGGAAUCUCUUCAGGUUAAAUGCCAUAUUUAUGCUGAAAUCUUUACAUGGCAUUAACUGAAAAUCCCAUAUGGGUUCACAACUAAAAUAAGUCACCAAUAACUCAAUUUUAUCAAGCUUCCAAAAUAAUUUGAUUUAUUUUCAUAAUGGUUCUGCAGGCUGACUCCCAUUCCAAGUUGUAAAUAGCAUUCAGUAAACCUCAAGUCUGUGACCUUAUGUUUUAACCAAGAGGAAAAUAUUCAUAAAUGUUUCUAUCAGAUUUUAUAAAACUUCCUAAGCCUCAAACUUAACUUUGAAGAAUUUAAAUUUUCUGAUCCUUGUCCUUUUUUAAAUACAGUCAGCUUUUGUUCACAUUCUUUGAGUAAGAUGCAUUUGAUCACUAUCUAGCCUUCCAACGGGACACUCAGGUACCUGAACUGCUGAAUUUUCUAACGUUCUUUGAUCCAACUCGGCACACAGAGGCUGUCGGCCUUGUUACUCUGUGUUUACCAAGUGCUCUUGCUGAGGAGGACCAGCCAACUCUUUGUCCAAUCUCUUGACUCACAACAAACUCCUGUGUAAAUCACAAAUGUGCCAUCUGUAUUGUGAACUCCAGGCGUCAAAGCUCCAGCUCCAGGUGGCAAGUUGUAUAAUGAGGUCUACUCACAGAGUCCAGAAAGAAGCACCUGUCUGGUGGGUUGUCUGAUUGGAGGUCCUAACGGAGCCAUCUAAGGGACUGGCAGGAUGGCUUUGUGGGUGAAAGGCACUUGCCACCUAUACUGGAGCACCUGAGUUUGAGUCCCAGGGUCCAUACAGUGAAAGGAGAGAACCAGCUCCCUUAAGUUGUCCUCUAGCCUCCACAUAGGUGCCCGCCAUGGGCACCUACACAAAACGCACACACAGACUAAUGUAAUUUUUUAAAUCAUAAAAAACACACCUAAGAAAAAAAUACCCCAGAACAAUAUUGUGUUUUCUUAUCACAGGAUCUGGAUAUCAAAUCCAAAUUUCAAAUCCAAAGUUUGAAUAUCAAAACUCUAGAUGAGAUAAAACCUGAUACCUACAUGUUUAGGUUCCUCACAUUGUCCACCCAGCUUGCCCUGGAUGUUGUAAUGAGCUCCAGCAAUCUCCAUGGUGUCUUGAGCAGCAAGCAGGCCUGCUUAUUUUGGCAGCUGGUGAAAUUUUCCUGCCCCACAGAUUUUGUUCAUUUUGAUCCUAGGUCCUGUUUCCAAAGGGUCUGAGACAACUGGGGCUCUUUUGGGUUUCUUGACCCAAAAGAAGCCUGGUUUCUUCCAGCAUUCUUGUUUACAGUUUCUGUUUAUCUCUAAUCAAUUUUGUACCAGAUGCCCAAUCAACAGCAUUGUCAUUUUCAACAGGAGCAUUUAUGGCUCAACCAAACAAAAAUCCGUUAGCAGCACUCUUGCAAAUAACAUAAAUGUUGACGUGGUCUCAGCUUUUCAGAGAGUAAACUAAGACCGCAUUAGUAUUGUCCUGUGACUCCUGACUGUGAUGGUGCUGAAAAGAAUUAACACUGGGGCAGAAUCCCAAGAACAGAGUCCUACUCAUGGUGACCCUGAGGAGACUUCCUAGAAAAGUCUGUGUGAUGUUUGCAUCUUAUCUCUUUAGGGACAAAGUAAGAAAACUCACACAGUCUUACCUAGAGCUGCCAUGAGUUUUCAGACUGUUAAUUCCCGAUCUUCAAGCUUCUGAUAAUUUGGUAUCAGCCUUCCAAACAAGUACCCUCCCCCAUUACCCUUCCCCAGGGUCACCCACUAAUAAAGGUGACAUCUUUAUGUUUAUCUGAAGGAGAGAAAGGAGAGUCUCCCUCUGCCCCCGGGAAUUAUUUUUUAAUCAGAGAGAUAAAGAACAUGUACCGAGUAACUUCUUGACCAAAUAGCAGUCAUUCUGUAUUUAGGGUUUGACUUGGUUUCUGAGCCAGGGUCUUGCUCUAUAGCCCAGGCUGAGCUUGAACUUGAGAACCUCUUGCCUCACCUUCCUGGGCACUGGAUUACAGGUGUUCACCCCUGACCUGCAUGGUUUCUAAUGUAUUUGUUUUCAUCUUCAUUCUCCCACCAUGCUUCUCUUUGGGGUUGACACUCUAUGCCUUAUGUGCUUGCUCAGUGUUUGUCUUGCAUUUGUUUACAAUGUUCACAGUGCAUUCAGACUGUCGAGUGCUGGUGAACUCUUGGACUGGCAAGAAAAAGGACUGAGAGUUGAUUUGUCAUAAUACAUGUUCAUGAAAGGAAAUGUCUUAAUGUUAUUUGGCUAUGUAGUGUAUAGGCACAAAACUAACUUAAAUAAAGUCAUUUUUUGUAACAUG
Cricetulus griseus (Chinese hamster) is the source of this 6877-nucleotide messenger RNA. The record is from RefSeq and is a predicted model, not a curated record. NCBI's taxonomy places the organism in Eukaryota, Metazoa, Chordata, Mammalia, Rodentia, Cricetidae.